Messenger RNA from Lytechinus pictus (painted urchin), 2046 nucleotides. Its product is annotated as translocon-associated protein subunit delta-like. The record is from RefSeq and is a predicted model, not a curated record. Gene Ontology annotation, cellular component: endomembrane system; membrane; endoplasmic reticulum. The transcript has 5 exons. Lineage: Eukaryota; Metazoa; Echinodermata; Echinoidea; Temnopleuroida; Toxopneustidae. The annotation marks the transcript as partial.
GUUCUGUCAGCUGAGAGCUGCAUUGGUGCAAGUUUCACAAGCAAAGUAUACACGACCACAGAUGGGGCCCUAUCAACAGAGACCGUGUUUCUUGUAGAAUUUCAGCUGUCUUGCAAGAAUAAAAUCGCAAAUAUUUUCUUGAAUGCUGAAGUGGACGGAAAGCAGAUCCCAGUGUCACGUUCAGGAGAUAAUCAAUACCAGGUGAGCUGGAAAGCAGAUCAUAAGGACGCCCCAGCAGGCCUUUACAAUGUUGGUAUCUAUGAUGAAGAAGGUUUUAGUGCACUCCGAAAGGCCCUGAGAGCAGGAGAAGAAUCUAAAGUGAAACCUUUGAUAACUAUUCCCAUUGAUCAUCCAGGUGUUUCAACAGGACCUUGGGUUAGUACAGAGAUCAUUGCUACAGGAAUAGCUGGCCUUGUAUGGUAUGCAGCAUUCGCUACAAAAAAGAAUAUUCAGUCAUAAUGAUCUUCCUUAAAAUAAAGUGUCGUCAUAGUUUAGAUUAGUUCAUGAGCCUAUAUAGAAACACAAUACAUGUAGCAUAGUCUGAAACUUUGUACUCAUUGUACCUUUUUCAGUUGGGCAAAAAGGUAAAAUGGUUUUAGACAUCUUAACAAAAGUCGAGCCAAGAGCCGGAGUCCCCUUCAGCGUCUUUUCCUGCUUAAUCAUCUCUAUUCUUUUAAAUAGGAUAGCAUGUGUUGCUGAAAGACGAUGGUCUUGGCUUUUGUGAAGCUACCUUACAAUUUAAAUGCAAAACAUGUUGGGUACCUGCGUGACUGAAUUAUAGUCUAAUUAUAAAGUUAUGAAGAUCUCAAGUACAGUGCCUGGGGAGUGGGAAUGAAAUAUUUCUAAAUAAAGAUUAGAUAUACUUGUGAUAUUUAAAAAUUUGUGUGCCAACUUGGCAAUAAUUACAGGUUUAUUCAAAUGAAAUGAACACAGUAUUUAAGAUGAGGUUCAUUUUGCAAUUCAGCUUUCUGAUUUCAAUUGUUGGAAAAAGGUAUAUAAAUGGUCCAAGAUGAAAUGGCAUAUUAAAGCUUCUUCAGAUUGAGUAAAAACACAAAAUUUAUGAGUUUGAGUUAUGUAUGCAAUUUUGUCUGUAUCAUGUCACCAUUUUAAAAUGUUUUUAUUUAAAGAUCUUUGAAGUUUGAAUUAGUUGAAAAGAACAUAUUCGAAUAUUUAGUAAAGGUAUUAUGUCCAUAGAUUAAGAGAAUGCAUGUACUUUGUCCCCUAUGAAAGAAAUGUAAUUAAUGUAGAAACUAGGCAUGUCGGAGGUACACUUUUCCAUCAUCUGAUUUGUGAAGCAUGAAGAUAGUAUAGAUAAAAUAGUGAUAUGAAUAUAGAUAGAUGGUGUAAAAAUUCUUCUAUGAAUACUUUAUUUUCUCCCAAUGUUUUCCUGUUGCAUUAGGGGGGGGGGCAUGGUCCUAAUGAGAAAUGUGUUCCUUCUGCAAAUAAGAUCAAAACGGCAAAAAGACAGAUAAUAAUUAUAUGCAGUUAUAUACUCAUACAUUUCUGGUUGGAAAGUGCUUGUGACACUUGGAUUGACCUUUGACAUUUCAUAAUUCAUAUCAGGUAUGGACUCAAAUGAAUAUCUCUGUAGGUUCUCUAUUGAUAUGAUGAUGUUGCUAGCUCGCACUUCCCAGGCAUCGAGAGUGGCGCCUUUUGCGUUCAUAGUCGCAAAGUCAGAAAUCUCAAUUGUCAGGCUUUCCCAAUUUAUAAAACAAUUGCUUGUGGACAGUUAUUGUAUGCUUUAUUGUCAUAGCAUUUCUUGAUUUAUGGUUUGAUUAAUAACUUGAUAUGAAACGUGUAUCGUGCUAAUAGUGAUAAACUGUUUGGUUUAAAAAAAUGGCUUUUCAGUGAUGGCUUAAAGUCCUCCCAAAAUAAAAAUUUUGAUCACUGGUAUAUGAGAACAUUUUGUGUCUUUCUCAUUCAUUCUUAGAACUUUAUUUAAAAUACAGAGAGGCGGGAAUGUAAUUCUGGAAUUUUAUCAUCGUGUUAUAUCAGUUGGUAUUUGGACCAAACUAUGUCAGAAUUAAAUUUUCAGGAUUUAAACUA